AUGUGUAUGGUCAUAUUUGCUCCGAUCUUUGCCAUCUGUGCAUUUGCAACAUGUGGAGGGUACUCUGGUCACCUGCUGGUUAGAGUGGAAUGUCUGGACAAGAGCCAGAGCAACCUUAGCAUCACAGUAAACUUUGCCUAUCCCUUCAGGUUACAGCAGGUCCAUUUCCAGCCCACGCUGUGUGAGAGGAACAGACAGGAGAGCAUCUUCCUAGUCGGAGACUAUUCCUCCUCAGCUCAGUUUUUUGUGACCGUGGCUGUCUUUGCCUUCUUCUACUCCCUGAUGGCCACCGUAGUGUACAUCUACUACCAGAACAAGUAUCGCGAGGGUAACAGAGGACCGUUGGUGGACUUUGUAAUGACCGUGCUGUUCGCCUUCAUGUGGUUGGUGAGUUCCUGUGCUUGGGCCAAAUCUCUGUCUGAUGUAAAGUCAGCCACUGAUCCCACCCAGGUCCUCCUGCUAAUCUCUGCCUGCAGAUACCCGGCCAACCGGUGUUCAGCUUCCCACCACCCAGUCUGGUCUGAGCUCAACACGUCUGUGGUUUUUGGUUUUGUAAACUUUAUCCUCUGGACCGGCAACAUCUGGUUUGUCUUCAAAGAGACAGGCUGGUACAAGACUGGCCAGAGGUACCCAAUGAGAAGCGCCUCUGGGAGACGGGCCAAUGGGAUGAGCCAACGGCUCUACAGCCAAAGCAGUUUCGACCAAUCAGGGGACAGCUUCUAUCAACAUCCAUACAGGCAGUCUAGUUUUGAUCAAUCACGGGAGAGCUUUGGCCAGCAGCACUACAGCCAAGGUAGCUUCAACCAAUCAAUAGGGAGCUUCCGCUUGCCACAGACCCGUCUAGGACAGCCAAUCAUCAUUAGUCAGGGAGAUGUCACCUCUAAAGGGCUUAAUCCCAUUAUAUUUGUCAAUGAUAUUUAG
Messenger RNA from Oncorhynchus nerka (sockeye salmon), 921 nucleotides. Its product is annotated as synaptoporin-like. The transcript has 5 exons. NCBI's taxonomy places the organism in Eukaryota, Metazoa, Chordata, Actinopteri, Salmoniformes, Salmonidae. The coding region runs from base 1 to 921 and encodes 306 amino acids. The record is from RefSeq and is a predicted model, not a curated record. Gene Ontology annotation, cellular component: synaptic vesicle membrane; synaptic vesicle.